This is a messenger RNA of Cuscuta campestris, 2167 nucleotides long. The record is from the annotation of a GenBank genome assembly. Lineage: Eukaryota; Viridiplantae; Streptophyta; Magnoliopsida; Solanales; Convolvulaceae.
CCUUUAAAUUUUUUUUUAUCUUCCGCUCAUUUUCCCAUAUUUAUAUUUUUAUACUCAUUUACGUGCCGUUAUAAAUCCAUGCACUUGAGCUUCUCACUCCCACCAAUCCCAACAACAAAUUAAUCACUGAAUGGCCAACGGAGGCGACGACCGCCGCCGCCACCCUCCACCGCCCCCGGCCGCCAAGCCGCGGCAGACCUCCCGGAAAGCGUACGCCCGGGGAAAGGGCGGCCCUGAGAACGCGAGUUGCCCCUACAAGGGCGUGCGGCAGAGGACGUGGGGGAAGUGGGUGUCUGAGAUCCGCGAGCCCAACCGCGGGUCCCGCAUCUGGCUCGGCACUUUCGAGAGCGCGUACGACGCCGCGGUGGCCUACGACACCGCGGCUCGUUGCAUUUACGGAUCCCGAGCCCAGCUCAACCUCCCCCACCUCUGGGUCGACCAGCCCCUGCCACUGCCUCCCUCCCCGAGCAGUGGCGGAGACCCGUCGGACUAUUAUUCCUUUGUGAAGGACAAUGUCGCAAAUUGUAAGCCUCUCGUGUGCCCGGCGCAUCUGGGCGUUGCAGGUACCUACCAUGGCCAGACAUCUUCCAGUUUCAAUCCUUCCUCCACUCUCUCUUGCUCCACCACCAACAAUGUCGAAACCCAAUAUGAAAACCAUCUUUCGUUAUUCAACUACAACCACUGCUCUGGCCCUGCCGCAGCCACUCUGCCGCCGCUGAUGAACAUCGACGAGACUGCAGUGGUGUCGGCGGCAGACCUGCAGCAUGGCCAUGGGGGUGUGGAUGAUCCGACGGCGGGGGAAGGAAUGUGGCCGUCGGCGGGGACAUUCAACUUGAACGGGUUGCCGGAGAUCGACGACUCGUCGAUCUGGGCGGAGGCGAGUGCCGACAGCGAGCUUCAAGCAGCCGCUACUGACCCCGCCGGGUUCUUUUAUGGUGAUGAUGGUGGGAAGAGCGGCGACAGCUGCAGCUGGAUGGGUGGCUACCCUUCUUGGUACCCUUAAAUAUUUAUGCAUAUUUUGAUGAGUUUAUAUCUAUAGAAUAAUCUGUUCUAAAUGGUCCGACUCUCUGCUUCAUUUUGAAAUUGAAGAAGAACCCAAAGACAUUCCGCAGUCGUACAUCUUUCUUCUAGAUCCCUUCGAAGCGCGGGGUUGACGUUUUUAACGUUCUUGCGGGAAAUUCACAGUCUAUGACAAUCUUCAUCGAGUUUUUGGAGGGUUUAUAUUGUAGACGAUGGCUAGCACAAGGAUGACUGGUAAUCUAAAUGCCAGGCCAAGUAUUUGUUUGAGAAAGGAGUUGAUCCCGUGAGCAUUGCAGUGCAUCCCAAGGGAGACCAUGUCAUUUGAUUCACCACCGCUCUCUGUAAGUGAUUACCCUCUCUAACUUUGUUGCCGGAAUGGUCAAUAUUAUCUAAAAGUUAGUUUUUGAGGGUUUGAUUCCUCCCCCCCUUGGGUGAUUGUUUGCGAAUGUACUCACGAUACCCAAGUACUCACCUAGCAUGUUAAUCACUAUAUUAUGCUCAUUUAAAUUUCUUAGAUUUUUUUUAAUUUUGCAAGUCUAAUAAAGAUUAGUGGAAGUUCAUUGAUGGAUGAUGAUAAGUUAGACAAAUCCUGAUGAUAAUGGUGAUUAAUAUGUUUAGCUUUUUUAAAGAUGUAUAUUCCAUUUUAAUUGAUGACAAGAGAAUGUCAAAAAUGAGGUGAAUGAAGUUGUCCUGUGUGUGUGGUGUGGACAACACAGUAUGUCAACUCGCAAUACCCCUGGAAAAUUAAGAAAAAAGGGUAGUUGCUAUUUUCCUUUAAGGUGCUCAAGGUUUCACCCCAAGUCUUGUUUUUGACACUGUAAUUUCAUGCUUUGUGCUUCAAAAUCUUUUCCUCUCUUUCUCUUACACUAUUUAAUAUUUCAUUUCAAGAUGAAUCAAAUGAAAUUAUAUUUACAUCACUCCCUUCAUUUGAAAAUGAAUAACCCAUUUUCCCUUUUGAUGUGUGAAAAUAAAUUGCUCGUUUCCUUAUUUGGCAUUUUUAUUUGGUAAUAGUCAUUAGUGCACUUUUCAAACAUAUUGGCCCAAACUUGUCAUUGCAUCUUUUACAUAGUUGUUAAUGGCGAGUGGCGAGGGGCGGGCAAAAAGACCUUUCUUAUGGCGAGAGGCGUGGCGAGAGACAGGCGGUCAA